Molecule: messenger RNA, 3705 nt
Organism: Durusdinium trenchii
Lineage: Eukaryota; Dinophyceae; Suessiales; Symbiodiniaceae
Source: the annotation of a GenBank genome assembly
AUGGUGCAGUGCCUCGCGAGUGCUUCCGUUCGACCUGCGCAGCAACUUCGUGUGCGAGGAUGCUGGCUUCAGUUGUGCUUCUCAGGUUCGGGACGAGCAGGCGAUGACGGAGACCUCUUCAGCAAUGUCUGCAGCUGGUGCGGCGACGAGCGACUUCUGCCCUUCGAUCUGGGCGAGGGCUUUGUCUGUCAAGAUGUGGGGCUCGAGUGCGAUGGGCUGGGAUUGGAGGGGGAGCACGAGCUCUUUGCAAACUUGUGCUGCAGCUGUGGCGCAUGCAGGGAGCUGCCCUUUGAGCUCGGGGAGGACUUCCUUUGCGGAGACGUGGGCUUCGAGUGUGAUGAGAAGCUCUAUCAGAACGAAUGCACCAACUGCGGCGCCGUCCGGAUGUGUCCCUUCAGCUUACCAGACUUCCUCUGUGAUCGCUGCGGCGGCACCGACGCGCCCAAGAGGUUUGAGGAGCUUGCACUCCCCGAGGGCCCGGCGGAAGAAGAGCCGGAUGAUGGCCUCACCACCGAAGAGCGUGAGGCUCAAAAGCUCCUAGACAAGCAUUGCAAGGUGGACGUGGCCAGCGAAUGGCAAGCUGUUGACGAUCAGAAGAUCGCGCAGCUGCGAGGCAUCUUGAAAGGACUCCAGGAGGAGAAUCAAUCCACACAACUCCUCAAAGUGGAAAGCGAGGACCGUGAGGCACAGCUGGCCCUUCAGUCCACGCGGAAGUCCGUCGAGACGCGACUGGCCUUUUGCAAGGAGAAGGAGACUGUCUUCAAAAGGCGGCAAGAAGAGCUCCGGAAGCACGUCCUGGAAAAUCAGAAAUCCUUGCAAGACCUUGAAGCACAGAUCGAAAAGAGUGAGAAGAAGACCUUGGAGGAGCAGUCGCAGGGCCGCAAGUUGGACGUGGAGAUUGAGAGGUUGGAGAAGGAACUAAAGCAGAAGGAGGAGACGAGAGAUAUGGAGCAGGGGAAGAUUGCCAAGAUGGCAAGAUACAAGGAUUUCCUGGAGCACGUGAUCCAAGAUAGCCAAGACCAAGAGUUCGGCGACGACAUCGAAGUGCUGAUGAGUCGUCAUGUUACCUUGGAAGCAGGCAGCCAGGAGCUCAACCAGGCGAAUGAGGAGUUGGUGCUGCGGCUGGAUCGCCUGCGGGAGGAGUUCACGCGGAUCCACACGAAACUGCAGAAUGAGCACUUGGCCAUUAGCAGUCAGCUUCACAAGUGCCAGGUGGAGCUGGAACAACACUUGGCUGAAAGCCAGGAGCUGGAACAGAGGCUCAACCGCGCACUGGAAGAGAAGGAGUUGAAAGAGAGCCAGGUGGGUGUGAUCACCAUGGCCAUCGAGCAGCUCUUCUCGCGAACGGUGAACUCCUGUCGUUUGCCCCAGCGGAAGAAGGCGAUGAUGGACGCCACCGACAUCAAGUUCGCGCCAGUGCGCGGUGACAAGGGCGAGAGCCGCCUGGAGGAGAUGUUCAAGCAGAUCAUCGAGCGAGUGGAAGAUCUCCAGGAGAUGCAUGCCACGGCUCAGCUUAGUCGAGAGAAGCAGAAGGAGGAGGAGACGCUCUUCGACGAGGGUGGCUUCAUGGAUCGCAUCAAGUUCGUCUACCAACGAGGGGAUGACGAUGGCGUCAGCCGGAGGGACACUGAUGGUUUGGGCGCGGGCAACAGCACCCUGAAGGGGAGGCUCCUCGAAGUCAUGAAGCGGACGCUCCCUUCGAGGCAAGCGGAAAACAACGCAUUCCGACGACCUCCGACACCGCCGGUGGCAGCUCUCCAGGACGGUGCACCCGGUGGCAGCGUGACCCGUGGGGAAAAUAUCCGGCGAUUCACCAGGGAACACGGUCCCAAUGUGAUGAACAGCGCAGACGCGGUGGACAAUUCCGAGACGGCUGAGCCGGAAGAUCGUCCAGUCAUCCAGUUGUUUCAGCAGCAUGCACUGAUGGAGGAUGCUCUUGAUGACUUGGAGAAUCCUGGCGUGUUUGGCUAUGGAGAAGAACUUGAUGACUUGCCGGGCACCGCCGACGAGCGUGCGAUGCGGAAAGAGAAUGAACGGACGCAGCUCUUGUGGAAGACGCUCAUUCAGGCCAUCCCGCUGGCCGAAGCCGCAGAGCUCUUCCAGUCAAAGGGGCAUGAACCUCCCACUGAGCAAGAGCUGAUGGAUCUGCGGACCAACACCCUGGCGCACGUACGGCAAAAGACCAGCGGUCGCAGGCAGUUCAUGAAGUCGGCGCUCAAGAACAAGGCGGCCAAGGGUCAGACGAAGCGCUUCUUGAACAAUGAGAUGGUGACCGUCGGAAAGAAGGACAAGUAUUUGCACAGCGGUGGCGAGUCGGCCGAAGACAAAGCGAAGACCUCGGUGGAGCUCUACAUCAUUGGCAUCGGUCGAGGUGGUCGUCAUGCUGUCAAGGUCGCCAUGCACGAGAAGAAGAAGGGGCGACUUGGGUCCCCAGAGACGGGCGAUGUCGCGAUGUAUCGCGGAUUGAGCGAUGCCGAUGAGCAACAAGCAUCACAAAUAGAUCGAGAAAAAAGUGAGGGACCGGCGCGUGAGGUCGAACGAGCGGACGUCGACCUGUGGACUCUUGUAGACUCCGUCCGCGCGAGGUAUGUCAGGUCUGUGCUCCUCCUAUGGGCGCUCACGACAACUCCAGUCACCUCGAUGACGCCCAGUGGCUCGAUGAUGCGACGGGAAGAGGACUUGACGGUGCUGGAUGAGAUGCCCGAUGAGAGCGAGGAGAGCAAGGACAGCGAGGAGAGCGAGAGCGACGAGGAGGUGGCCGUUGAGCAAGUGGCCCACCUCAUGGCUGACCGCAGUUGGAGCUCGCCUUGGGUGCUCUACAGCAUUCAGACCGCUGCGGACAACCUGGAGGCGAUCUUGGCCUCGUUGAGGACGUGGGCAGCGGAGCUUCCACCCAACCGGCUGCAGGUCAUCGGCAUGAGCCAGCCGAAAGGGCUGAGCUCGCCGGGCUCUCGCUCUCCGCGCAUCGACUGGGAUCGAUCCAGUUGCCCGGACACGCAUGCCGGUGGGGCCUGUAAGGACUUCACGGCUCUGGCGGAUGCCUGGCAGAAGGGCGCCGAUUGGGUGGUUCUGCUUGGGAGCGACAACUAUGCGAUCGCGAAGAACAUCGAGGCGGUGCUCGGCCAGUUGGAUCCAGAGACGCCACAGGUGCUGGGCAUCCGUGGCUGUGGGAAAUGCAAAGCUGGAGGACUCUGUGGAGGAGGUGGCCAGAUCUUCAGUCGAGCUGCCUUGGCCAAGAUGUUGGAGGCCGGGCGGGAGCGCUACAUGAAGGAAUCCCUGGCCGAGGCCCAGCGCUGCGGCAUGUGGGGCGACGUGUCCAACUGCCGGGUCGCGGCGAAGCAUGGCGUGGAGGUGAAGGAUCUACCCGGACUUCACGGAUGGCAUCUGAACUCCCUACAGCUGCAGGAAGCAUUGAUGUCCACGUACCCUGCGCCGCUCACCUUUCACUACUUGAGUGCGGAUGAAAUCAAAGCCCUGCAUGCGAUGAUCACCACGGAGUCGGAGCUGUUUCGGAUGGAGACCGAAGAGAAUGAGAAGGACGCGGACGCUUUGGCGACGUGGAACGCGCAGCGUGCCGCAUACGUGGCGGAAGAGCAGAAGCGGCGCGCAGUGAGUGCCGCGCAGCGAGUGACGGUCGAUGCGAAGGCUGCGGUCGAUGCUUCGUCCGGUGCGGUCAAACCGCUACCGCCGUCCUCGGUCGAUUGA